Molecule: messenger RNA, 1044 nt
Organism: Chaetomium fimeti
Lineage: Eukaryota; Fungi; Ascomycota; Sordariomycetes; Sordariales; Chaetomiaceae
Exons: 2
Coding region: 1-1044 (347 amino acids)
Source: RefSeq, a predicted model, not a curated record
AUGGAAACAGUCUUUUGCCCUCCUCACUUCACCGACCCAAAUAACCCCGGGUCGCUGACGUGGCUGUAUUGGAUGGACCCGUCCUGCGACAAUGCCUCGAACGGCGGCGUCGAAGCCCACCUCUCCGAAGCCCGCCACUGGGCGAAGCGGGCCUACGAGCGUCUCACGAGCCGAACCGACACCGAUUUCGCCCGUGUUUUCAACAUCAUUUUUAAAGUCCCCGUCGCCGAUCCCGUUCGCUACCCCACGGGCCCUUGGUCGCAAAGUAUCCGCGGCCCCCAGCUCCCAGACGAGUGGAGGACGUCCGCCGAACACGUCCUCGGCGUCCUCUACCACUUCGCCCACUGCUGGGAGCGGACAAACGAGCGCAAGAAGGCCGACGUGCGCAUCUACGCCACCGACCUCGCCCAGAGCCGGUGGCUGCCCAUCGGGACGACGGACGCGUUCGACCCCGUCAACCAGCUCGUCUACGACGAAACGCCGGCAAGCUUGCACGGGGACGACGAGCACGACAUGGCGAGCGCGGUGUGCGACCUGCGCCCGGGGCUGUGGACGCCCGCGACGGGCAAGUUUCUGACGCUGCGCGGGCUGAACCCGACCCUGCUGCUGGCGCAGCACAACCCCCCGCGCCGCCCCACGACCGGCAGCGGCGACCCCAUCGUCCGGAACCUGGUGGUCGACCUCAUGGCGUGCACGAUCUUCCACGAGUUCAUGCACGUCUACCUGCUCGACGACUUCGCCGAAGACAGCGGGCGGUCGGCCGGCUGGGGGCACUGCAUGCUCCAGAAGAGGGGGGAGGCGGCCGUCUGCGCCGAGUCGCUUGCCGUGUUGGGCCUGUUCGCUGCGCUCGCCGACAUGACGCCCGGGGGGAGGCCGUCCGGCGGCUUCUCCCUGAAUCGGCAGUGGCGUGGAACCUCUGGCGGGCUGUACGACGCCGACGGGAGUGUCGAGGUCCCCGACGAAACCGAGUCUGAUCCGGACGAAAAAUGCGUCAACUCGGCGGUUCGCGGGGAGCUGAUCUUUUACGAGGACCUCACCAGCUGA